Morone saxatilis (striped sea-bass) is the source of this 1365-nucleotide messenger RNA. RefSeq names its product prostaglandin D2 receptor 2-like. The transcript has 2 exons. Gene Ontology annotation, molecular function: complement receptor activity; G protein-coupled receptor activity. Bases 151 to 1251 code for a protein of 366 amino acids. Gene Ontology annotation, biological process: phospholipase C-activating G protein-coupled receptor signaling pathway; inflammatory response; positive regulation of cytosolic calcium ion concentration. Gene Ontology annotation, cellular component: plasma membrane. The record is from RefSeq and is a predicted model, not a curated record. NCBI's taxonomy places the organism in Eukaryota, Metazoa, Chordata, Actinopteri, Moronidae.
GUUGAACUGCUACUGCUGACUACAGCAACAUUUUGAUCGACUGAACUGAAAGCUUCACUUGAUCAAUCUGGACUGUUGCAGUUGUAGAUAUCAGCAGUUUAAGUUAAAGGACAUCAGCUGAGUACGACAUCAAGACGAUUUUCCUCCAAGAUGUUCUGUUCUGUCAGCAUGAAGGUGAAUAUCAGCAGUAUCCCAUCAAACCAAACAGCCAAGAUGACUUCUUUGAGUUAUUUUACCAUUUCCCUCCAUGGAAUAUUCUCUACCAUCGGCAUCAUAGAAAACCUCCUCAUCCUCGGAGUAGUGGGCUUACAUGUCCGCCGCUCUGUCAUCAGCAUCUGGAUCCUGAACCUCGCAGCCUCUGACAUGCUGGCCACCUGUAGCCUUCCCUUUUUUACCCUCUACAUGGCCCGCGGUAACACCUGGACUCUGGGAAACACCUUCUGUCGCAUCCAUUCCUCCAUCUUCUUUCUCAACAUGUUUGUCAGUGGCUUCCUGCUGGCGGCCAUUUCUCUCGACCGCUGCCUGGUGGUGCUGAAACCUGUCUGGGCCCAGAACUACAGGAACACUCAGCUGGUAGGGAGGAUUUGUGGGGUGAUUUGGGCGUUGGCUGUGGUCUUCACUAUCCCCUUCUACAUAUUCCGUGACACCAUUAUCCUACCUGACGGCAAGAUCCUGUGUUACUAUAAUUAUGCUCAGUUUCUCCCCAGUGAGCCCUAUGACUUGGGAUCUUUGUGUAAGCACCGCAAGGAGGCCUUGGCCUUCAUGAAGCUCUUUCUAGCCUUCCUGAUCCCUUUACUUGUCAUCAUGCUCAGCUAUGCUGCUGUGAAUGCUCGCUUGGCGCGGAGAGGCUGUCGACGCCCUUUCCGCUUUGUUCGACUCGUAAUGGCCGUGGUGGUGACCUUUAUACUCUGCUGGGCUCCAUACCACUUAUUCAUCAUCAUAGAGGUGAUGGCUUCCACUGGGAGUUCUGCACAGAAACUGGCAGGCAGGGCCCUCCCGAUUGCGGCAACCAUUGGCUUCCUUAACAGCGUCCUUAACCCCAUUCUGUAUGUGUUCAGCUGCCCUGAUCUUUGCCAUAAGAUAAGACAUUCUCUGGGUGCGGUGAUGGAGAGUGUUCUGGCUGAGGACCUGGCAGAGCUCCGACGCCGAAGCACCGCUCGCAGCUCUAUCAGUACCAGUGAGAUGGUGUUGAAACCGAAGAAUUCUAUUACAAACACGACUCUGAACACAGAAGUGCAAGAGCAUGAUUAAAUUCUUGUUAACCUUGCUCAGAACUGAGCAAAAAGGUAUCGUAAAUUCUCUAAUAUGGCCAGGCUGCACAGAGAUCCAGCCUUUAUUUGAAAAGGGCCCCCUGUUAUUAUGACC